UCCCUCCCGUGAGAGGCUGCCUAACCAGGAUGGGAAUCCUAACUUCCUUCGUCCAGAUGGCCCUGGCGCUAGUCUCAACCAUCCCGUAUUUUAUAUGGAUCAUAGCGGUUCUGGGGGUCGCCGCAGCUUUUCUCUUCCGCCGCGGCGCCGAAACACACCAUAUCCGCUCCCCGGAAGCGGGGACUACCGAGAAGUCAAGGUCGCAGGUGCCCGACGACCCAGACACGCCCGUCUCCGUGAACUACCUCCUGUUCCGCGAAUGCAACUACGCCUGCGGGUUCUGCUUCCACACCAACACCUCGGGCUACAUCCUCCUCUUGGACGACGCCAAGCGCGGCCUGCGCCUCCUCAAGGAGGCCGGUAUGCGCAAGCUAAACAUCGCCGGCGGAGAGCCGUUCCUGCACCCCAAGUUCCUAGGCGAGCUGCUAGGGUAUUGCAAAGAAGUCCUGGGCCUGGAGAGUGUCAGCAUCGUCAGCAACGGGAGCAAGAUCCAGGAGAAGUUCCUCCGCGAGCACGGCCGGCACCUGGACAUCCUGGCCAUCUCGUGCGACUCAUUUGCCCGAGAGACGAACCGGGCGAUCGGGCGCGGGGAGAACGGCCAGGCUGACGGGGACCACGUGGCGCAGGUGUUUCGCAUCGCCGGGUGAUGCA
Colletotrichum destructivum is the source of this 651-nucleotide messenger RNA. RefSeq names its product Putative aldolase-type TIM barrel. NCBI's taxonomy places the organism in Eukaryota, Fungi, Ascomycota, Sordariomycetes, Glomerellales, Glomerellaceae. Gene Ontology annotation, molecular function: catalytic activity; 4 iron, 4 sulfur cluster binding. The record is from RefSeq and is a predicted model, not a curated record. The coding region runs from base 30 to 647 and encodes 205 amino acids. The transcript has a single exon.